Ornithodoros turicata is the source of this 2957-nucleotide messenger RNA. RefSeq names its product cuticlin-1-like. Lineage: Eukaryota; Metazoa; Arthropoda; Arachnida; Ixodida; Argasidae. The transcript is spliced from 9 exons. Bases 223 to 1554 code for a protein of 443 amino acids. The record is from RefSeq and is a predicted model, not a curated record.
ACGGGAAUGCGGCAGCAAGCUCAUUGCGCCCAACCGCCCACACUGGACCAUGCUCCUCCGAAAGGACAGUCGUGGGAAAGGGCCUGCUAUUCGGUGGGACGCUACGGGCAGCGCUUUCUGAAGCAGUCAUCCCGUUCAUCACCUUCGCUGUUGCUGCUUCUGGAGCAAUACAACCACUGGACAUCACGUGUUGUCACAGGAUUAUAACAUCAACCGACCGGAAUGUACAUGAACUUCUCCCUGUGGCUGCUCGCUGUUAUAACCGUCGAUAAUAUACGCGCUUCUGGAAGUUUGGAAACGAAAAUCCAUGUAGAUUGCGAAAGUGACAGAGAAAACAUGCUAGUGGUCGUGAAGACGGACGACUCGUUCUUUGGCCAUGUCUACGUCACCGGACGUCAUCUGGAUCCUGCCUGCUCGGUCACCGGAACAGGAGGGAACAUCACUGUGCUCAGAGUGCCUUUCAAAGGUUGCCAUACGAAACAGAGACCUGGUGGACUGUUCAUAAGCCACGUGACAGUACAACAACAUGGGUCUAUCCUAAGAGCUGGAGACAGCGACUACGAGGUCGGCUGCAAAAUGUUCGAUGGCGACCUAAAGGUGACCAGCCGUUCGGCCACGUUGCCAGACCCCGUCGCCCUAGAAGCAGGCAACGCGACGGCACCUCAAGUCCUCCUGCGCGUGUACGACUUCGAGAAUGAUGUGUUCGCGAACACGGUGCGACUUGGACAGGUCGUCGAGCUUGAAAUCACUAUUCGUGACGGACGUCUCUACAAGGGAAGCGUCAAGGACUGCGACGCCAUAGGAGCGGGAAACGUUGUCUUCCCCGUCAUUCGAAAUUACUGCCCCGUGGAUCGCACGGUAUCCGACAAGGUGUACGUGGACGACCAGAGCCGCACGACUGGGGACUAUUACCUCUACAUACCACUCAAAGUGUUCCGAUUCUUGGACGGCACCAGGGUGUCAUUCUCCUGCAACGUCAUUGUAUGCAAGGACGACUGUCCUGGGACGGAUUGUGGUGAUGAUGUGGGAAUGUCAUACGGAAGACGACGACGAUCAACCUCCGUUGUGGAAGUGCGACCAGAACAGACGGGACAACUGCGCACCGUCACCCGUGACGUCACGGUACUCGACCAGGGACAGUAUCGAGGACAGCAUAAGAGCACUGAUGCCGUUGGAUCUUCUAGCUGGGAGCCUGUGGAACGGCGGGAGAGAAUUCGGACGCGGACGAGUCGUCCGAAUUUCGAGGACAGCACCGCACCAGCCUGCCGGAACACACUCAUGGACAGCAUAUCCUUCGCGUGGGUCAUCGGCGGAGUGGCACUCCUCAUCGGUCUCUUUCUGUCACUGUUCCUGAACGCCGUUCUCUACCGCGCCGUCAGACGAAAGCAAGAGACACUCAGCUACGACAACAACGAAUCCAAUCCGGAGACCGGCAGCGUGUGUUCGGACAGCACGACAGGUAGCCAAGCAGCCUUUGAGAUCAAGUACCCUUCGAUCCCACCGAGGCCCGAAAGCAUUUAUGGCUUCAGUAUGUUUGGGUUUAAUCGUUUCUGAGAGAGACGAUAUGUGAUGAUAUGAGUGUCUUUGACUCCUCAAGGCGGUCAGCCUACUGUUCUUAGCUGCUGCGAGGACGAAGGACACACUGCCCACAGGGGAAUGGUGCGGUCGUAUAGGUUUUGGAGUCCCAGACAGCACAUAGCUGUUUUUUAUUCGCUAAGAGCUUUUAAUAAAAGGCUAUAAGAGCAGGACAGAUGCCGGUUUUGCGGACCGGCUGAACGGUCGAGCGGACAUGCGACUACCAGAUGUCUAAUCAACUAACUUAUAAGUUUUCAGGGAAAUGUGAGAUAGCCGAAUUGGAGCUAGCCAUUAUUCAAAGCCACUCUCCUUUUUUGAAAAAAAAAAGAAUACGAAACGAGCAAAUGCGCCGAAAUAUCCGUAACCAAAUUUUAUUAUACAAAUGAAGCGAAACCGAAACAAAGUGCGUCUCGAUUGCAGGGAGAACAACGUCCACUUCUCGUCGAAGGGUCGCGUGCUUUGGAGCGACGGAGAUGAUUGGACUAGGCGCUGAUCUGCUGGCAGGAUCCACCGCCUUGCACUCUAGAUAAGCCGCAAAAGGCGAAGGUCGUGUUCUUCCUCGGCUCCUGAUGCGCUUCGUUUCGGUUUCGGUUCGCUCAGUAGCAUAGCAAAAUUUCGGGAUUGGUACACCAAAGUACGUGCGUGUUUGUGAAAAUAUUGUGGCUUUAAAUAAUGACUGGCCCCAGUUCUGCUAUAUUUCAAAUUUUCCCGAAAAUAAUAUCUAAUAAAAAAGUUGAUUAAUGACUUUUAGUGAAGUAUAGUCAUCUAGUAGGCUACGCAUUGAACAGAAUGUCCUUGUCUGCAAAUGUUUAUGCAGAUGCAAUGGCCUCCAAGAAUUGCACCUGUGCUGCUGUCUUGUUAUUUUUUAUAAACAUAUCUGUAAGGAGUAAAAAAAGCACCUACCUAUGUGUAUAUGUGUGCAUAAACGUGCAUGUACGAAUAAAGCUCUAGUUAGUGCUGACUGGUACGUACACGAAUGCCGUUUUCAUUGCGGCAGGCAAAGUUCGAAUGAUGACGUCUUGGGUAACAUGGCUCUCGAACAAAACUGGUGCUGGAUCUAGUGUCUUUCUUCGACGAACGUGGAUAGAAAAUGUUGUUUUUCUUCCUGCUCUGCACGUUGUUGGAUUAAAUGCACAUUGUUUCGUAAUGUUUAUCAAAUGGAAACGCAAUGUGUAUUUCGUCAUUUUACACCGCCACAUCUUCUGUAAGUAUACUGCGAGAGUAGGUUUGUAUAAUGUCCAUGUUACUGCGGGAACUCUCUCUACCACCGCCAUGUACUCGGCCGUCGCCAGGUACAUACUAUUGUACUAAAAAAAUAUCAUUCUACGUGUACCACACAAAUACUACCCCAUCCAUGUGUCAUUAAAAUAUUUCUGGCGGCA